Messenger RNA from Oryctolagus cuniculus (rabbit), 2133 nucleotides. RefSeq names its product complement C1q like 2 (gene C1QL2). The record is from RefSeq and is a predicted model, not a curated record. Lineage: Eukaryota; Metazoa; Chordata; Mammalia; Lagomorpha; Leporidae. Gene Ontology annotation, molecular function: protein binding.
GCCUCUGGCGAGGACGCCGCGGGAUAGGAGGACCCGAGGCUGAUGACAUGAGGGCGCCGUCUCCCGAGUGAUGGCAGCGCGCUCUGCCUCGCCGCCUCCGCCGUUCAGCCCCGGACUCCUUACGUCAGGGUAGCUGGGUCCCCCCUCCGCGCGGGAGCCUGGGAGCAGCGGGAGAGCAGAGCAGAACAGAGCGCGCCGCGGAGCCCGGGCGCCCUCACUGCGCGCCGAGCCCCGCCGAACACAGCAGCGCAGGAGGCAACACCACCGAGCCCUCGCCGGACACCGCACGCCGACUCAGCACACCCCGGCCUCAGCCGGGGCCGCUGCCGCCCGGACCCGCGGGGCGCCAGGCUCGUCCUGUGCGCCCCUCGCCAUGCGCGCCGGGCUCCGCGGCUCUCCCGAGCAGCCCCAGAGCGGCGGGCACAGGCGCCCGGGCCGGGGCGCCUCUCGCUGAAGUAGUUGGGUGGCCCGGGCAAGGGGUCGCCACGUCGGGGACGCGGUCCGGACCCGCGGAGUUGGCCCCAGAGCGCGGGGAGCGGGGCCACCCGCGCCGCCCCACCAUUACCUCCCCGGGCGGCAAGGAGGAGCUGGUGGCGGUCGCCUCCCGGCUGUGGCAGCGGCGGCGGCGCGCCUGCCUGGCGGCCGUCGGCGUACUCCUGGCCAUGGCGCUCGGGCUGCUCAUCGCCGUGCCGCUGCUGCUGCAGGCGGCGCCCCCCGGCGCUGCUCACUAUGAGAUGAUGGGCACCUGCCGCAUGAUCUGCGACCCCUACAGCGCCGCACCCGGCGGGGGGCCCGCGGGAGCCAAAGCCCCGCCGCCGGGCCCCAGCACCGCCGCCCUGGAAGUCAUGCAGGACCUCAGCGCCAACCCUCCGUCCCCCUUCAUCCAGGGACCCAAGGGCGACCCAGGGAGACCCGGCAAGCCAGGGCCGCGGGGGCCGCCCGGAGAGCCGGGCCCGCCUGGACCCAGGGGUCCCCCGGGGGAGAAGGGCGACUCGGGACGGCCCGGGCUGCCCGGGCUGCAGCUGACGGCGGGCUCGGCGGGCGGCGUCGGAGUGGUGGGUGGCGGAGCCGGGGGCGGAGGCGACUCCGAGGGCGAUGUGACUAGCGCGCUGAGCGCCGCCUUCAGCGGCCCCAAGAUCGCCUUCUACGUGGGCCUCAAGAGCCCCCACGAAGGCUACGAGGUGCUCAAGUUCGACGAUGUGGUCACGAAUCUGGGCAAUCACUACGACCCCACCACGGGCAAGUUCAGCUGCCAGGUGCGCGGCAUCUACUUCUUCACCUACCACAUCCUCAUGCGCGGCGGCGACGGCACCAGCAUGUGGGCGGACCUCUGCAAGAACGGACAGGUGCGGGCCAGCGCCAUCGCGCAGGACGCCGACCAGAACUACGACUACGCCAGCAACAGCGUGGUGCUGCACCUUGACUCGGGGGACGAGGUGUACGUGAAGUUGGACGGCGGCAAGGCUCACGGCGGCAACAACAACAAGUACAGCACCUUCUCUGGCUUUCUUCUGUACCCGGAUUAGGGGUGCGGGCGCGCGCGGGCUGGGCUGGCUGCGGGCCCGCUGGAGCCCCCGCGGGGGUGCGCGCUGCUCCUUGGCGAGGGGCCACUUUCGUUUCACGACACUUGCUGACAUGUCUGUUGGAAAAGACACAUUCCCUGCUGUUCCUCCUUGCCCUGCCCCCCGGCCUCAGUGCGUCUGCGACUCACCACGCUCUGGGCUGCGCGUCCCCUGCCCCUCAUCCCUGUCCCUAACCGGGGAGGGAGACAGCCAGCCGGGGACGCGCCAUUGGCGAGCUGAGCGUGACCCCAAGCCCUCCCGGCGGAGAGGCAAGCAGACUUUGCAAACCUGAUGGGACUGGACAGGCCUGUGGGGGGUGUGUCCUCUUCCGGAUCUCCUUCCUCCCUCCUGGCCACGGUGUCCUGAGGCCGUGGGCUCCGGGCCAAAGUGAGCAUGGGCUCCUAUAGGCCUCCUUCUUUGUGACCUGAAACACUUGUGCAAAUGUCUCUGUCCAUCAGCCAAAAACCCACUCGCAGCAGAAUUCCAGCACCCAGAAAACUCAUCUUUCUACACUGCACUCCCUCCUGACUCACGUACACAGCGAUGCAUUAAAUUAUGUUUUUAGACCAAG